Coprinopsis cinerea okayama7#130 is the source of this 174-nucleotide messenger RNA. RefSeq lists its product as hypothetical. The coding region runs from base 1 to 174 and encodes 57 amino acids. The transcript has 3 exons. Lineage: Eukaryota; Fungi; Basidiomycota; Agaricomycetes; Agaricales; Psathyrellaceae. The record is from RefSeq and is a predicted model, not a curated record.
AUGUCUGCAGGCUAUCCGAAAUAUCGCGGUAGACCCGAGCCCUUCCAAUAUGCCACUCCUCCAAUUCGGCGACAUCCCACCGAAAGAAAAGCCCAGCGAGGGCGUUCCAGACUCGAGUCCUUCUUUCAGCUCGAUCCCACCCCUUUCGCCGCCCGUAUUCGCUACACUCAAUGA